AUGUUUGAAGAGACCGAAAGAUCAAACAAUUCCUGUUUGGUACACGGGAGAGAAGGUGAAGGCUUUGUCCAAUGUGUGCUUACUGACACUUUAUGCCAGACGUACGAUGCACUUACUUUGUCCACAGAAGCUUCUAUAGAAAUUAUUGGAACUCUCAAGAUCGUACCAGAAGGAAAAACUGCUCCAGGUGGACAUGAAUUGAAUGUUGAUUAUUGGAAACUGAUAGGAGCUGCACCUCCCGGAGGUGCAGAUUCCAUUUUAAACGAGGAAGCCCUUCCCGAUGUGCAGCUGGAUAACAGGCACAUAAUGAUUCGUGGUGAAAAUACGUCUCGCAUAUUAAUGAUGAGAUCUGUAUUAACGGAGGCAUUCAGAAGCCAUUACAAGGAUAGAGGGUACUACGAAGUAACACCACCAACGUUAGUACAAACACAAGUAGAAGGUGGAUCAACAUUAUUUAAGUUAGAUUAUUUUGGAGAAGAAGCGUACUUGACACAGAGCUCGCAACUGUAUCUGGAGACUUGCAUUCCAGCAAUGGGCGAUGUAUAUUGUAUUGUACAGUCCUAUAGGGCAGAACAAUCAAGGACCAGAAGGCAUCUUGCAGAAUACAUGCACAUAGAAGGGGAAUGUCCGUUUAUUACGUUCGACGAGUUGCUGGAUCGGUUAGAAGACUUGAUAUGCGACGUCGUCGAUCGUGUUCUCAAGUCGCCGCUCGGUCACCUCGUCUACGAAUUGAAUCCCAACUUCCAAGUACCCAAGAGGCCAUUUAAGAGGAUGGAUUACAGCGAAGCUAUCGAAUAUCUUCGGGCCAACAACAUCACUAAAGAGGAUGGAACAUUUUAUGAAUUCGGAGAAGACAUUCCAGAGAUGCCCGAAAGGAAAAUGACUGACGCGAUAAACGAGCCGAUAAUGCUAUGCAGGUUCCCUGCGGAAAUUAAAUCGUUUUAUAUGCAACGUUGCCCUGAAGACAGACGUCUUACGGAGUCGGUAGAUGUACUUUUACCGAACGUAGGCGAAAUUGUUGGCGGUUCUAUGCGUAUUUGGGAUCACGACGAACUAUUACAGGGUUACGCAAAUGCGAACAUUGAUCCGAAGCCGUACUACUGGUACACGGAUCAGCGGAAGUACGGAAGUUGUCCACACGGUGGAUACGGAUUGGGCCUGGAAAGAUUUCUCUGUUGGCUGUUGAACAGAUACCACAUACGUGAAGUGUGUCUUUAUCCACGAUUUUUGGAACGCUGUCGGCCUUAGGCUGUACACUUCUAGCACUUACAUGUCGAGGUAUAUUAAUGUUAUUAACUACUCUGAAAAUGUAAUUUAUAUAAGAUGGAAAAUGUAAAGCUACGUGAAAUACAUGAAUGCAUUUAAAGAAUGAUUCAUUCAAGACCAUA
Messenger RNA from Ceratina calcarata, 1388 nucleotides. Its product is annotated as asparagine--tRNA ligase, cytoplasmic. The transcript has 8 exons. Lineage: Eukaryota; Metazoa; Arthropoda; Insecta; Hymenoptera; Apidae. Gene Ontology annotation, biological process: asparaginyl-tRNA aminoacylation. Bases 1 to 1248 code for a protein of 415 amino acids. Gene Ontology annotation, molecular function: asparagine-tRNA ligase activity; ATP binding. Gene Ontology annotation, cellular component: cytoplasm. The record is from RefSeq and is a predicted model, not a curated record.